UAUACAUACAUACAUACAGCAGCCCUCUCUCUAUAUACACGCGGAUAGAUCGAUUUGCAGAUACUCAAAACCCUACACAUUCCUCUCUCUGCUUUCAGGUGCUAAUUACUGACACACAGAGACCUUAACCUCUUAAUAAUGGCUGCGAUUGAUCCAACUCGCGGCUUUCUCAAGGAUGUUAAACGUAUCGUAAUCAAGGUUGGGACAGCUGUUGUCACCCGAGAAGACGGAAGACUUGCACUUGGAAGACUAGGAGCUCUCUGUGAGCAGAUUCAAACACUAAACACUCAAGGAUUCGAGGUCAUCUUGGUCUCAUCCGGUGCUGUCGGUGCAGGCAGACAGCGUCUUAGAUAUAGGAAACUGGUCCACAGCAGCUUUGCUGACCUCCAAAAACCACAAGUCGAGCUUGAUGGAAAGGCAUGUGCAGCCGUUGGACAAAAUGGUCUCAUGGCACUUUAUGAUACAUUGUUCAGUCAGUUGGAUGUGACAUCAGCUCAGCUUCUUGUGACUGAUAACGACUUCAGAAGCCCAGAAUUUAGGAAGCAACUUACUGAAACAGUGGAUUCAUUAUUGUCUUAUAAGGUUAUUCCGGUGUUUAACGAGAAUGACGCUGUUAGUACCCGCCGAGCUCCAUAUGAGGAUUCUUCUGGAAUUUUCUGGGAUAAUGACAGUUUGGCAGCUCUAUUAGCAUUGGAGCUCAAAGCAGACCUUCUUGUGCUGCUAAGUGACGUAGACGGUCUCUACAGUGGCCCCCCUAGUGAUCCUCAAUCAAAGCUAAUUCAUACAUAUGUAAAGGAAAAGCUUGAGAAUACAAUUACUUUCGGUGACAAGUCAAGGCUAGGACGAGGUGGAAUGACAGCUAAAGUCAAAGCCGCCGUUUACGCGUCACAGGCUGGCAUCCCUGUCAUUAUAACCAGUGGGUUUGCUGGGGACAAUAUUGUAAAAGUACUCCAAGGACAACACAUCGGUACAUUGUUUCAUCAGGAUGCUCACACAUGGGUCUCGAAUGGAGAAUUAAAUGCACGUGACAUGGCAGGAGCUGCAAGAGAAAGUUCUAGACGCCUUCAGGCCAUGCCUGUGAAAGAUAGAAGUAAGAUUUUACUGGAUAUUGCGGAUGCGCUGGAAGCAAAUGAAAAAGUAAUUGUGUAUGAAAAUGAAGCUGAUGUGAUUAACGCAAAGGAUGCUGGAUAUGAAGCAGCGCUAGUCUCUCGUUUGGCUCUCAAGUCUGGGAAGAUAUCUAGUCUUGCAAAAUCCAUACGUGUGCUUGCAAAUAUGGAGGAACCGAUCGGACAAGUAUUAAAGAGAACAGAGCUGUCAGACGGAUUGAUCUUAGAUAAGACAUCAUCUCCUUUGGGUGUACUUCUUGUUAUCUUUGAGUCUCGGCCAGAGGCGCUAGUUCAGAUAGCAUCGUUGGCCAUACGAACCGGAAAUGGGCUCUUAUUAAAAGGCGGAAAGGAAGCAAGACGGUCCAAUGCAAUCUUGCACAAGAUUAUUACGUCAGCCAUACCAGAAAAGGUCGGUGAAGGACUAAUUGGACUAGUCACUUCUAGAGAUGAGAUUCCUGCGUUGCUUAAGCUUGAUGAUGUUAUCGAUCUUGUGAUUCCAAGAGGAAGCAAUAAACUUGUCUCUCAAAUCAAGUCUUCAACAAAAAUUCCCGUUCUAGGUCAUGCAGAUGGGAUAUGUCAUGUGUUUGUUGACAAAUCUGCUGAUAUGGAAAUGGCAAAGAACAUAGUGGUGGAUGCAAAAACAGACUACCCUGCAGCCUGUAAUGCUAUGGAAACACUACUUGUUCAUAAAGAUCUGAUGGAGAAUGGUGGUGUUAAUGAGCUUCUUAUCGAGCUUCAAACUAAAGGUGUUAGCAUUAAUGGUGGUCCAAGGGCUAGCCCCAUGCUUAAUCUUCCAGCAGCACCUUCAUUUCAUCACGAGUAUAGUUCACUGACUUGCACCAUUGAAAUCGUGGAUGAUGUUCAUGCAGCCAUUGAUCAUAUCCACAAGCAUGGAAGUGCGCAUACUGAUUGUAUUGUUACACAAGACCGUGAGAUCGCAGACAUCUUUCUGCGUCAAGUCGACAGUGCUGCUGUGUUUCACAAUGCAAGCACGAGAUUUAGUGACGGGUUUCGCUUUGGUCUUGGUGCGGAGGUUGGUAUAAGCACCAGCAGGAUCCAUGCUCGUGGUCCAGUAGGAGUUGAAGGAUUGCUUACAACACGCUGGAUUGCAAGAGGAAGUGGACAAGUGGUAGAUAAUGAUAAAGGGGUCGUUUAUACUCACCGAGAUCUCACUCACCAAGCCUAAAGUGUGUGUUCGAGUGGUGAGUCAAACAAUUGUCAACCAGUGGUCCUGAAUGAAAUAUUUUCCCUCAAAAGGAAAAAAAAGCCGACAAGAAAGAUCUUGAGUGCACCAUUGAGUGUUGUAGUAAUUACAUUUAGCGGCUUUUAUUGCGAUCGUGAGUUAAGUGGACCGGGCUGUGAACUAAACGAUUGGUUGGUGAUUUAUUAUAGUUAUAAUAUAAUUAGAGAGGGAACAAAGUGGCUUUUGGUUAGUUGGGGUUGUUUAAUUGCUUUUCGCGAUUUGUGUUAAAAGAGUACCCUGUUAUGUUUCUUUGGUUUCAUUCUUCUCCUUAUGAAAGCAAACUUUAUAUUGUUUU
Molecule: messenger RNA, 2644 nt
Organism: Helianthus annuus (common sunflower)
Lineage: Eukaryota; Viridiplantae; Streptophyta; Magnoliopsida; Asterales; Asteraceae
Product: delta-1-pyrroline-5-carboxylate synthase-like
Exons: 19
Coding region: 139-2292 (717 amino acids)
Cellular component (GO): cytoplasm
Molecular function (GO): ATP binding; glutamate-5-semialdehyde dehydrogenase (NADP+) activity; glutamate 5-kinase activity
Source: RefSeq, a predicted model, not a curated record